GGCGCGGUGGCGCGCGCGGCCUGGGCCCGGGCCCCGCUGUGCCCCCUCCCGGGCUGUGCCCGCUCCGGGGCCGCGCCGGAGCCAUGCCUCGCUAUUGCGCGGCGAUUUGCUGUAAGAACCGACGGGGACGGAACCACAAGGACCGCAAGCUGAGCUUUUACCCGUUUCCUCUACAUGACAAAGAAAGACUUGAAAAAUGGUUAAAGAACAUGAAACGGGAUUCAUGGAUGCCCAGUAAAUACCAGUUCCUGUGCAGCGACCAUUUCACUCCUGACUCUCUUGACGUCAGAUGGGGCAUUCGGUAUUUGAAACAAACUGCAAUUCCAACAAUAUUCUCUUUGCCUGAAGACAGUCAGGAAAAAGACCCUUCCAAAAACAACUGUCAGAAGAAAAAAAUAGAGUGUGAAAAAGAGGUGUGCCUGAAAGCCACGUCACAAGAAUCAUUUGCAUCAGAAGAGCCGGAGAAAAGUACAGUUAAUACAGGAGUCCUCCCUGCACACGCAGAACCACUCCAUUCUUCUGCAUCGGUGAAGCCGCCAGCUCCAAAAGCAGGAAGUAUACACAAUAGCAUGUUAACUCUUAAUCCAGUUAAACUGGAAGACACGGGAAAGCCAGAAUCCACCUUGGAAGCAUCAAUUAACCAAGACAUGGGUGGUUUUCACACCUCUUUUAAUAAUCUAAAUUCGACAACUGUUACUUUGACAACUUCAGAUUCAGAAAGCAUUCAGCAGUCUUUGGAAACCCAAGAAGUGCUUGAAAUAACUACCAAUCAUCUUGCUAACCCAGACGUUACAAAUAAUUCAGUGGAAAUUAAGUCAGCACAGGAAAAUUCAAUCUUACUCAGCACAAUUACUCAAACGGUUGAAGAGUUAAACCCUAAUAAAGACUCUAAUGAAGUCUGCUUCCUUAUAGUUCCUUCCCCUUCUAGUCAGAUAAUCUUACUAGAACAACUUGUCUGUAAGGUGAUCUGUACUUACAUAAUACUGGGUGUGGGCCAGAAUGAAAUUAUUAACGACUGAAUUAUCCUCAAUAUUUGUGGAAUUUUAUGUUGUUUGAACAUUUGGCUAAAGUUAUCCAUAAUAACAAAAGGGAAAUAGUCCCUUUAUAAUCUUAUUCCAGGUGAACUAAAAUGGGGAACCACCCAUUAGCCCAGUUCUUAGGAAAGGUGCUUUAAACUUAAAAGAAUGUGUAUUUCGGCACCUUAUAUGUGGUUAACCGUCAUUAUACAUAGUCAUUUAAACUUCUGAACAUCCUAUAUUUAAGGUUAUAAUUUAUAAACCAAAAAUUUCAAUGAGGUUCAUUUUCUAUAUAUAUAUUACUAUAUUUUAGAAAUCACAGUAUAUAUCUAUUUAAUAUGUGUAGCUUUUUAAAAUGAGUGCUUGUGUUAUUUUUAAAUUCCAGAAUGAUAGAGUAAUAUUUAAUAUCAUACAUUCCCACUUAUGUAUAUUUUAUUAAAGUUUAUAUGCAAGAAAUUAUAGAUAUGUCAUGAUGACCUUCAGGAGAGAAGUAGGAAAAAUCAGUGAUGGAUGUAAAUAAAAAAUGCUGCAUAUAUUCAUAUGAAUUUAAGAAAAAAUAAAUAAAAACAAAAACUGGUAACAAUGUGAAAAAUCAGUACUCUCUUGAAAUGGGCAGUUAGUAUAAUUAAAUAUGUUACUGUUUAUGGUAUUGAGCAAGUUUCUAUAAAUCUGAUUCUUAUUUAUUUUUAAUUAGGUUGGCAAACAAGACAUUUUUAUAUAAAAAAUGCUUUUAUCUUGAGGGACGGUUUUGACAAAUCUAUAAGGUAGCAAUUAUAUUUUUGGUCCUGGAAAAUAGGAGGAGCUCAAUAAAUAUGAGUGGACUGCAUAGUAAAUAGUAUGCCAACAGUUCUGUAAAUGCAUGAUGAUUAUUUUUAGCUAUUGCUUAACUUUUUCAGGCUAAUAAAAGUAGUUGGUGUUAUAUGAAUAUAUGUCAGCUAGUUGUAAAAAGUUGAUUAGAAGUGUUCUUAUUGUGUGACCACGGGGAGGAAAACUUAACAUUUUACAUAAAUUAAGAGAUUUGGUAAAUUUAAUAUGUUAUUUUUAAGUAUUCCCAUGUUGUAUUUUGCUAAUAGUACUUUAAAAUUAAUGUAGAUGAAAAUGGCCUUUGUAAGUCAUCUAAAAAUGUUACAACUCAGUUUAUCACUGUAUACCAUGUAACUUCUAUGUGUUUAAAGUUGUUUAGCUUUAUUUCUUUAAACUUAAUAAAUCACAAAUAUUU
Messenger RNA from Pipistrellus kuhlii (Kuhl's pipistrelle), 2235 nucleotides. RefSeq names its product THAP domain containing 5 (gene THAP5). The transcript has 4 exons. Gene Ontology annotation, cellular component: nucleus. Lineage: Eukaryota; Metazoa; Chordata; Mammalia; Chiroptera; Vespertilionidae. The record is from RefSeq and is a predicted model, not a curated record. Bases 84 to 1019 code for a protein of 311 amino acids.